UGCGGUGUUGCUGGGGGCGCGGGUUUGCGUCUGCUCCAGCCGCCUCGUUGUUCCCUUUUCUUUUACGCGCGUGUGCGCGGGAGGCCGAAGUGGUCCGUCCCGUCUGGGUCAGCGCCUCUCGGGGCUUAUCUUUUUGUCCUUCUCGCCCCCACCCCUGCUCCGAGCGCUUCCACAGAGGGAUUUUUUCCGCGUUUCCCCGGUCCGCGCCCCUUCUCUCCCCGUACCCGGCCGGGGGCUUGCGGCGCUUCCCUCUGGAUGCGUCCCCGCAGCCCCGGGCGGGAGGCGGCCAGGGGGAAGCGCUGCCUCUGGGGAUUUACCGCUGUCUGGUACUCGGACUCGUGCCGCCGCCCCCUUCCCCAAGAGGCCACCCGGCACCCCGGCUCCGCUGCCGCUUCGGGCCGCGGCCAUGGACGACAAAUACCUGCCCGAGCUGAUGGCGGAGAAGGACUCGUUGGACCCGUCCUUCACCCACGCCCUGCGGCUGGUCAACCAAGAAAUUGAAAAAUUCCAAAAAGGGGAAGGGAAGGAAGAAGAAAAGUAUAUUGAUGUAGUCAUCAAUAAAAAUAUGAAACUGGGGCAAAAAGUUUUGAUUCCAGUAAAACAGUUCCCCAAGUUCAACUUUGUGGGAAAACUUUUGGGUCCACGUGGCAAUUCCCUAAAGCGUUUACAGGAAGAAACCCUAACAAAAAUGUCCAUUUUGGGAAAAGGCUCCAUGAGGGACAAGACAAAGGAGGAAGAGUUGAGAAAAAGUGGAGAGGCAAAGUACUUUCACCUAAAUGAUGACCUGCAUGUUUUAAUUGAAGUAUUUGCUCCACCAGCAGAAGCAUAUGCCAGAAUGGGACAUGCACUGGAAGAAAUCAAGAAAUUCCUCAUCCCUGACUACAAUGAUGAAAUCAGACAGGCACAGCUUCAAGAAUUAACAUAUUUAAAUGGUGGUUCAGAAAAUGCAGAAGUUCCAGUAGUUCGUGGAAAACCAUCUAUUCGAGCAAGAGGAGUACCAGUUCCUGCUUUGUCCAGCAGGCUGUGUCUGGGAACUUCACUGCUCACCCCUGCCCCCACUACAAUGAAGUCAAAUAAGCAGCUGGUACCCUGUCCUGAGGAGGCAUUCUACAGAUUAGCCAAAACCAAGGGCCGUGGAGGAGUGCCUCCACCACCUGCAGGUGUACCAAGAGGGGCACCAGCACCCAGAGGAGUGCCUCCCAGUAGAGGACCAGUCAGUCGCAGUCGUGGACUUCUAGCACCCAGAGCACGAGGAGUACCUCCACCUGCAGGCUACCGACCCCUUCCACCACCUCCGGCACAGGAGACAUAUGGUGAAUAUGAGUAUGAUGAUGGUUAUGGAACUGCUUAUGAUGAGCAAAGCUAUGACUCGUAUGAUAACAGCUAUAGCACUCAAGCACAAAGUGGAGCAGAUUAUUAUGACUACGGCCAUGGACUAAGUGAAGAAACAUAUGACUCUUAUGGGCAAGAAGAAUGGAGCAACUCACGACACAAGGCACCUUCUGCAAGGACAACAAAAGGAGUCUACAGAGACCAGCCAUAUGCCAGAUACUGAUUGUACUGUCUGAUGUUGUGAAAUAUCCAAUCUCCACCAGUCCUGUAUACUGUUCAAAGUAAUUUUUUUCUAUGAACAAUCCCUUUUUUUUAAAUCAAAGUGCAUAAAAAUCUGAAUGGAUGGACUGAACUUAAAAUACUUUGUGGAAGGAACAACCUGGACAGAAGGAUGUGUAAAGCAAGGAACUUUGUUAUUUCCAAACUGUAUUUGAAAAAAUAGGUGAUCAAAAAAAUAACCUUUGAUUAACUAGUGUUAAACAACAACAAAAAAAUAGGUUUACUAAAUAUGUUAGUCCAUUCUUUUAACAUAAGCGUAACCUUUUAUUUUAAAGGUUUUCAACAACUUAGUUUUUAGCUUUUAUUUUCAGCCAUUUGCUAGAUUAUCUCUUUGCAAACAUGCGUAAAAAGGGAAGCAAAUUACAAAUGCAAAUAAUGUGGUAUUUUGUAACUCAAGUCUUGAAAUGUUCUGUAGUGUUAAGCAAAGUUUUACCCUUGCUUGAUACUAAAUAAACUUUUGAAAGAAAAUCAGUGUGUGUGAGAUUAAUUUUAUGCUUUAUCUUAUAAUAAAACUUCAUAAAUAGUAGUAAACAGGGAGAAAUGCUUAACAGUUACAAGCAUAAAAGGCUCACAUUAAACAUUGCACAACUUCUUCUAAACAAAAAUGGUAUAAACCUAAAUGUCUAUCGGUCUACUCACAAUAGAUAUAAAUGCUGUUUAAAGUAUCCAAAUGGUAUGGAUCUGCGUGAGUGCCACAUUAAAUCAAAAUACUUUUUGUUAAAAAUGGUUUAAAAUAGCUAAUGAAUUUUCUGAAAAAGAUGUGACUAGUUUUCAUCUUGUUGAGCAUUUUUUCACUAGUGCAACUUUAUGAGAAUUUUGGUACGUUAAUGACCACCUCGCUCCGUGCUGGAAGCAAUAAACACAAAGCUUUUAAAGACUUUCUGACUUGACUAAUUGAGGUCGCUUUCGUCAGAGGCAGAGGAUGUGUAACCCUUAAAACGGUCUUCAUUUGCAAAGGUAAAUAAAUCAAAUAAGAUUUUAAUCUCACUUAAUUUAUAACCAAUAAAAACAGGGAGGGUACAACUUAGAAAGUUUCAUUCUAGAAUGUAGGAAAGACUUUGAGGACACAUAAAUUCUCAUUUUAAAACGUUUAGUUUGUAUUAGUAAUCUAAAAAGCCUUAGCUUAGCUAGUUAAAUUUGGACAAACUAUUCCCUAUUAAACAACUGUAAAACCUCAUAACCAAUAGUUUGUAAUAUAUUAUUUUUCCAUAAAUUCUAGUAAUUUAAACGUUACAAAUGCUAUCUAAAGCUUUUUCUUAAUCAUUGAGUUGCUAUU
Messenger RNA from Dryobates pubescens (Downy woodpecker), 2887 nucleotides. It is a transcript of the gene KHDRBS3, whose product is annotated as KH RNA binding domain containing, signal transduction associated 3. Gene Ontology annotation, molecular function: mRNA binding. The record is from RefSeq and is a predicted model, not a curated record. The coding region runs from base 407 to 1555 and encodes 382 amino acids. Gene Ontology annotation, biological process: regulation of alternative mRNA splicing, via spliceosome. NCBI's taxonomy places the organism in Eukaryota, Metazoa, Chordata, Aves, Piciformes, Picidae. Gene Ontology annotation, cellular component: nucleus. The transcript is spliced from 10 exons.